This is a messenger RNA of Solenopsis invicta (red fire ant), 2835 nucleotides long. RefSeq names its product protein 5NUC. Gene Ontology annotation, molecular function: nucleotide binding; metal ion binding; 5'-nucleotidase activity. Bases 702 to 2492 code for a protein of 596 amino acids. Gene Ontology annotation, biological process: AMP catabolic process. Gene Ontology annotation, cellular component: plasma membrane. Lineage: Eukaryota; Metazoa; Arthropoda; Insecta; Hymenoptera; Formicidae. The transcript has 9 exons. The record is from RefSeq and is a predicted model, not a curated record.
AAUUAAAAAUUAAUGAUUUCUUAACAGUAACUGUAAAAGCUAAUUUUUCAGUCCAAUUUGCAGUUUAGAAGUCUGAAAACUUCUGUAAAAGUUAAUUAAGCAUAAUAGAAAGUUCAAACCGGAAUUCCAGCAGACAUCGGGAAGAGUCCGUGGGGUCCCCGCUUGACAACGUCGAUAUUCAGUCGACUCUAGUCGCUCGAGAAAAUCGGCUCGCGUCUAUCGUCGCUCACGCAAACCACUCGUGAUAAUGUGAAAGAGCAAUUAAUACUCGUAUAUUCUCGGUCCUUCGGUUGUACAAGUGUUCAACAACAAUCGUCUUUGUAGUUCAAUGAUAAUCGUCAACGUGCGCUGAUCGCGACAACAACGUUGUUCCUUUCUUUCAAUACCGUUACUCUAAAAACUUUGAGGAAGCUCUAAUUAAUAUUUCUGUGAUUGAUACUAAUGCAAUUGUUUCGCAAAACUCGAUUUUACACUACGUCGCUUUCUCUAAAGUUGCGCCACGUUGCACGUCGUACACGUGUACAGAAUAUUACUUAGCGCACAGCAAUUUGCGCGGUGUUACAUAUGAUCAUUCAUGGUCAGAUGUUAUUCAACCUGCCGCCAAUUAUAACUUAUAAUACAUCGUAUUAAAAAUAUUACACGAGAUAUUAUUAAAAGUCCAACCGUCUCAUCAACACGUACGGAACCAAUAACAACAAAAGAUGUCGAUUAUUUCGCUUGCAAAUUACUGUCUAAUCGUACUACUGAUAGUUGCAAACGAGGCCAUUGCAAAUCCCACUUUACGAAAGGAUGAAGAAUUCACCAUUAGAAUCGUCCACACGAAUGAUAUGCACUCGAGAUUCGAGGAAACGUCGCAAUUAUCGACAUCGUGCACACCAGCAGACUCCAAAGCUGGGAAAUGUUACGGAGGUUUCGCCAGAAUCGCCACUUUGGUCCGUCAAGCGAAAUCGGAGUGGCCCUCGACGAUCUUUCUGAAUGCCGGCGAUACUUAUCAAGGCACCGCGUGGUAUAACAAAUAUAAGUGGAAGGCGGUUACUUGGUUCAUGAAUCUCUUGGCGCCAGACGCUAUAAGUUUGGGCAACCACGAGUUUGAUGAUGGUGUCGACGGUUUGAUACCUUUUAUAGAAAAUGCCUCGUAUCCCAUCUUGACGGCAAAUCUGGAUCUUAGUAAGCAACCGAAUCUGGCCGCCACAAAACUGAAGAAUAGCACAAUUCUCGAAAUAAGCGGCAAAAAGAUCGGUGUGAUCGGUUACCUGACAAAUGAAACGAGAAUCUUAUCAUCCACUGAAAAUGUAAUUUUCAAAGAUGAGGUGGAAUCAAUUCAGGAAGAAGUUAAGAAGUUGAAGGAGCAGGGUGUCGACAUUCUUAUUGCUCUGGGUCAUUCGGGCUUCGAGAUAGAUAAGAAGAUCGCCCGGGAAGUUGAGGACAUUGAUCUGGUAAUCGGAGGUCACACAAAUACCUUCCUUUAUCGCGGUAAACCGCCAGAUGUUGAAGCACCAGAAGGUUUUUAUCCUACGGAAGUGGUGCAGAAAAGCGGCAGAAAGGUCUAUGUUGUACAGGCAUACGCAUAUACCAAAUAUCUGGGUAAUUUCUCCGUGAGUUUCGACAUUAAAGGAGAAGUAACGCAUAUAGAAGGAAAUCCGAUUCUUGUGGACGCCAGUGUGGGGCAGGCGGAAGAUAUUGUAAGGCUGAUAAACGAGAAAAGAGGCCCCAUCGACGAUUUAGAACGGCAAGUGGUCGGAAAAACGCGAGUACUUUUAGAUGGGGACAGCAAGAAAUGCAGACGACAAGAAUGCAACAUGGGAAAUUUCAUCUGCGAUGCUAUAAUCGAUUUCUACGCCGAAGAAUAUUUGAAUAAUGAUGGCUGGACGGAUGCAGCCAUCGCGGUGCAGAAUAGCGGCAGCAUCAGAACAUCCAUUACCAGAAACAGAAACGAUCAGGUCACUCGAGGAGACAUCAUAAGUGUCCUGCCCUUCGGAAACGUCGUUGUCAAAGCUUCCAUGACAGGAGAACAGCUCCUUUCUAUGCUAGAAUGGAGCGUUCAUAAUCUUAACGAUUCAACUUCCACCGGGAAUUUAUUCGGCGCUUUUCUACAAUAUUCGGGAUUGCAGGUAGUCUAUGACAUGAAUCAACCAUCAAAUUCAAGGGUAGUUUCGGUUCAAGUGCGAUGUGCAACUUGUCAAAUACCAGAGUACACUGAACUCCAAAAGAACGUUACCUACAAUGUUCUCCUAAACGAUUUUAUCGCAAAAGGCGGAGAUGGUUUUCAUAUGCUGGAAGGUCUUGAAACAGUCUCCCUUGGUGUCACUACGGCGGACAUAUUAGAACGGCAUUUUAAAAAACAUAGUCCGGUGCACCCAGGUGUGGAGUGGCGAAUUUCAUACAAAGAAAGCACAAAAAUUGAAAGUACAAGUUAUAAUGCUGGGACAAUGCAUCAAUCCGUUGGAAUAACGACUAGUUUAUCAAUUAUUAUUUGGUUGUCGUUAACAUAAUAAGAACGCUAUUAACUUAAAAUAACUAUAAGUGAUAAGCAAACUUAUAUCAACUUUUUUAAUAUAGACUAUUGUAUUUUAUAAUUUGACACUACCUCAAUAUUAUUCGCAAUUUGUAUCAUUUUUAUAUAUUUCUUCAUUCGGAUGCACACAGUGCAAACAUACAAACAUAAAAAAAUGAUAUAUGAAAAAUGAGAAAUACUUGAUAUACAAUAUUGUCAAUAUAUGUACAAGAAAAAUUGUUCAGAUACAGGAAAAAUGAGAAAUACUUGAUACACAAUAUUGUACACACUAUUGUUUAAUCUUUUAAAAAUGUUAUAAUACAUAUCAAAAUUUAACUUUA